AAGUAUAUAGUUCAGAAUAGGGCUGAUGCACGCUCACAUGUCCUUAGUGAACCGAGUGGUGGUGGUGUAGUGUUGGUUCGCCAGUGCCAGCCGAUACCGCGACCAGGCUGGCCGUCCACGGCUCUUCGAUCCGUUUCCACACCAGUGCGAUUUGCGAAACAUUUCUAAGUACAUUGUGCAAGCUCUAUCGAAAUGUUGCCUGCUACGGUGCUUCUGUUUGUGCUGCAUUUUGUCGCCGCCGAAAUACCAUCAUACAUAAAGGUAUGCCAGCGGAAUGACCCAGAAGUAGACAAAUGCAUCAUGAACUCAGUUGACAUGUUGCGGCCUAAGAUGAUAGAGGGUAUACCAGAGUUGAACGUGCCAGGAAUCGAACCCCUAAGCUUGGGUCAGAUAGCGUUGGCUCGAGGACCUCAGGGCGCCAAGCUGACAGCAGUCGUGAACGAUGUCAAAGUUCGCGGACCUAGCAACUUUAUCAUACAGGAACUUAAGUCAGACCUCGACAAGAACAGGUUCGACUUCAAGCUGCUGCUGCCGAAGCUUGACUUCGCUGGCAAGUACAAGAUGGACAUCCAAGUUCUCCUGCUGCGACUCCAGGGUCGAGGGAACAUCACGGGAACCUUCCGUGACUACGCGUGCAACGUCACGAUGAGAGGACACAAACAGAAGAUCGGUGAAGAUGAACACCUACAGUUUGAUCCCUUCAAAGUGAAACUCCGUGUCGGUCAGUCCUCCAUCUACUUAACCAACUUGUUCGACGGCGAUCCAGUCCUUGGACCCGCCACCAACAGGGUGAUCAACGAAAACUCACAAGUAUUCCUUCAAGAAAUCAGUCCGGUCCUAGAGAAGAGCCUUGCGGACCUCUUCACAGAGAUGGCAAAUAAAAUAACAUCGAAGUUCACUUAUAAGGAAUUAUUCCCGUGAUCCGUGCUCAUAUAGGAGUAU
Molecule: messenger RNA, 942 nt
Organism: Spodoptera exigua (beet armyworm)
Lineage: Eukaryota; Metazoa; Arthropoda; Insecta; Lepidoptera; Noctuidae
Source: the annotation of a GenBank genome assembly